GGACCUACAGUUUCAAGUCGAUAUGCAGUCACAAAUGAGCAGCGCGAUGGAAAAUGCCAAGGGAGCUGCCGCUACAGUCUCCGAGCGUGUCACGGAUUUUCUGCAAGGCAAUCCAUUUGAAACUCCUGUUGGACGUAAAAUCGAGAUGGCCACAGAUGCGACGAUACUUGAAGCUGAAAAUUGGGGAUUGAACAUGGAGAUCUGCGACUUCAUCAACAGCACUGUCGAGGGAGGUCGCGAUGCAAUGCGUGCCAUUCGAAAACGCUUGCACACACAGAUGUCGAAGAAUCAUGCCGGUGUGAUGUACACACUGACAGUGCUCGAGACAUGUGUUAAGAACUGUGAUAUUCGGUUCCAUGAAUUGGUGUGUCAGAAGGAAUUCGUCAACGAUUUGGUCAGAUUGAUUGGGCCAAAGUACGAUGCACCACAAGUGGUGCAGGAGCGUGUACUUACUUUGAUAAAGGCAUGGAACGAUGCAUUCCGUGAUGAUCAGCGAUUGCAGGGAGUCUGCCAGGUGUAUGAUGAUUUAAAAGCGAAAGGUGUUGAGUUCCCGGUAAUAGAUCCCGAAUCAACAGCGCCAAUUCUAACGCCGAAACGAUGUGCGACUGGCGUUCCCCUGCAUCUCGCUGAUCCGAUAGAGCUAUCCGGUGAACAGCUCGUGAAGCUACGUAAGGAUCUUGAUGUGGUCCAAACCAACUUAUCGAAUCAUCAAUGCCGAAGCUAGGA
Gongylonema pulchrum is the source of this 726-nucleotide messenger RNA. NCBI's taxonomy places the organism in Eukaryota, Metazoa, Nematoda, Chromadorea, Rhabditida, Gongylonematidae. The record is from the annotation of a GenBank genome assembly.